Xyrichtys novacula (pearly razorfish) is the source of this 16631-nucleotide messenger RNA. The record is from the annotation of a GenBank genome assembly. NCBI's taxonomy places the organism in Eukaryota, Metazoa, Chordata, Actinopteri, Labriformes, Labridae.
GAUGAUGGGGGAGGGAGGGAGAGAGGGAGAGGGGGGGAGGCUGGAUGGUGCACCCCAGACUAUUGUGCCCGGUCCUUAGCCCAUUAGCCACCUCCACCGAGCACUCCGCGUUCCCAAGAGCAGCUCGCGGCCUGCCCGCGUGGACUCGGUAUCCAGGCAUCGAGGAGGGCGCGGAGAGGGGAGCGGCGCAGAAACAGUAGAAACAGUAUUUAGAGUUUGAUCUCCAGGAAAGAGUCCAAAAUUUGAGGAGAAAGAAAAGGGGAGCGGGGACAUUGGUAGGCAAGAGAGAGAGCCCCCCAACAACAAACCGGGGGCUGACAAAGUUGUCUCUUUGGCAGUCGCGCCUCCUAUUGAAGCAGUAAUUUAUUCAAAGGAGAUUUUUAUCCCCGCGAUCUGAUUAUUAUGAUAAUCAAGUGACCCAGACCCCCUUUCUUGGCUCUUGUCUGCGGGCCCGGGGCUCGGCGGUGACAGUAAAAGCUGAUUUGCACGGUCUUGGCCCCCCCUGCCCACAUUCCUGGACUCCUCUGUAUCAAAGACGCGCACAAUGAGAGCGCUGGAUGUGCGCACUUGAUCCACGGAGGCGCAUGAGCGGAGGCCGCAAGUCUGCGCCGGAGGGGCGGGGGGGUGCUGUGUCAAACGAAUACUAGUAUCCCGAGCAGAUUACAGUUUACAAGGUUUUAUAAUCCCACAUGAGGCUCAAAACAGACACACUUGACAGGUGAGUGAGUGAGUGAGUGAGUGAGUGAGUGAGUGAGUGAGUGAGUGAGUGAGUGAGUGAGUGAGUGAGUGAGUGAGUGGAGACUGAUCAUGAGGUUUGGAGCUAAAAUCAUCAGUUUGGUUCAAUCUUUAAAAUCUGAAAAUCAAACAUGAAUCAGGUUUUUCAUCUGAUCCAGGAGUUGAGCAUCCAUCCAUCAUCCAUCAUCCAUCCAUCCAUCCUGAUCCAAACCACGUCCUCCUCAUAUUUGAGAGGGUGGAGACAAAAAAAGCAGACCUGCAGCGUGUCAUAAAGGGGGCGGGGCUUCAGUGGCAGUAUAUGUUUUUAGAGCAGGCAUGUUUUAAGUUCAUAUUGCAUCUGACUACUGCGAGAGGGAUGGAGAGGGACGGCGCGGGGUAGAGAGAGAAGAGGAGGAGGAGGAGGGAGAGAGAGGGAGAGAGAGAGAGAGAGAGAGAGAGAGAGAGAGAUCCACCUCCGCGCGAAAUAAUGGGGGUGAUAAUAAAACAGGGGGGAAAACCCGUCCGAGGGAAGCUGAAUGGACGGAUCCGGACAGACGUCACGGGCAGCCGCAGCCAUGAAGACUGAGCGCUCGAGCCUCCGGCUGCUCAGUCCGUCUCCACCUGCCGAUCCGCUCACUGCUCCGGUUUGGAGAGAGGACACGGACACCGACACCGCAGAGAGACACACACACGAAUCCGUGAGUAUGAGAUCUAAAAUCUCUAUUUUCAUUUCUAAAGAGAGAGAGAGGGAGAGAGGAUGUGGAGACAGGAGCGGAAUAUCGGCUCUAAAAAAGGAAGAAAAACGCGUUUCCAUCCGCGCCGUUUGCGUCGCCGAGCUGCACAGAAACCGGAGGAGCUGAGGUCUGAAUGUGGAGGAAGCAGCGAGAGAGAAAAAAGGCGAAUUUAAGCUCUUCGGCUGCAUAGACGCUGAUGUUUGUGAUUUCGGAGGGUUUGUGAGUCUGUUUGUUUGUGAGGAUGUAGAGCAGGAGCUGAGGUUCGAGUCUGAACGGUGAGGUGGAAACAUCAAAGAUCUUCACAGGCUGUUAUUUCAGUCUCCAGGUUCAGUCCUCGUGUAAAGAUGAUCUUUAGGUGAAUUUAAAUCCCAAUUUGUCUGAAUUUGUGACUCGGAGUGAGUGAUGGAGUCCAGGCCGAGUGAAAGGUCACCAACACGAACAUGCAGAAACCAAAACCUCACUGAUGGAGAGACGCAAACUUGAGCUUCUGAGGGACAACUCCUCCUGAUCCUCAGCCCAAAAUGACGCAUUCUACACCGGCUUCAUAUGCGCCAUUCACACCGAGACACAGAGGCCAAACAGGCGCUUCCAUCUCACACACUCACACACACACACACCUCGGGGUCACUUCUAACCUGCUCUGCUCCGCGUGCCUGUCAGCCAACAUAUGGUCUCCAAACCCUCUCUCCUGUAUUUUCCCUUUUUGUCCAAAUCAAACCUUCUGCAGGACUCAGAGGGUCCAUGUGGAUCAGGUCUGAGGAUUAGCAGGCCUGCCGUCAGUGCGUAAUAAGACAAAGUGGUGCCGUUCACACCCAGAGCUGCCGGAUAAACGGAUCACAAGGCCAAAAUAUCCCGUCCACACGUGUGCGCGGGGGUCCGAGGCCUGUGCCGAGAACACGUGUGCGCCCCGCGGACUCACCGGGGGAGAGAUCUGGGACUGUUGGUGGGGGGGGGGCAGUUUUAAAGCCAAAAUAUAAAAACCGGGAUUAUGCAACGUUUCACAUGAUGAACAUGAGAGCAUUAAUGUGUGUGUGUGUGUGUGUGUGUGCACGCGGGGGUCAAUGCACGAGGGGAGGCAGGAGGAUGGAGAGGAGAGGGACGUGUGCAGAAAAAUGAUUUAAUCUGAAAUUUAGGGAUUAAAAACAGCUGAGAGAAUAAUUCUACAGAUUUAUGUGACUGUUAAAUUAACACCGAAUACAGAGAGAGAGAAAGAGUGUGUGUGUGUGUGUGUGUGUGUGCGUGUGUGUGUGUGUGUGUGUGUGUGUGUGUGUGUGUGUGUGUGUGUGUGUGUGUGUGUCGCUGCAGUGUAUUUUAGAGGCUAAUUUUCUGAAAGUAUUCAAACAUUAAUCUGCAGGUUUUGUGUGUAAAUGUGUGUGUAUGUGUGUGUUUAUGCGUGUGUGUUUAGCGCACAAUAGCAGUGAUGUACAGUCCAGAGGCUGCACCCUUUCACGGCCAUCCUCAUCCUCACCAUCCUCCUCAUCCUCAUCCUCACUAUUGUGUGUUUUUAAAACAUGGUCACUGUAGCAGCAGCAGCAGAUCUCAGUUUAGAAAGAUUCAGGAUUAAAGAAAAACAUAAAUGUUCCACUUUGUCUCCUCGCUGCUGGGGAGUCCGUCUGGAGAAUAAAACGGUCGUCUCUUUUUUCCAGGGAUCCCUUCAGGGACAUUCAGCGGCCUCACAACACGUGGCUGACUGUAGGUAACACAGACGACCUGCUCUCACUAUCACACAGACUGUAAGUUUAGGGGAGGGCAGCAGAGUGUCACAUUUUCGAUAAGUAGAGGAUAAACGAUAAAGCGAAAUUUUAGGUUAGAAAUAAAUCAGAUUUCAGACCUUUGAGCAGAGAGUUAAAGUUCAAAAUAAAAAAGUCCAUGACACACUAGAGGAUUUUAAAAUGUCAAAUUAGUCCUAAUUUUUUUACUCUUUUCAGAUUAAAUUUAAACAGGACGUGCGCAAAAUUAAUUAACUGAUUUAGACAAACACACACACACACACAUAUACACACUACAGUGUGGCUGUAAGUACAGUGUGUGUUCUCCUUCACACACACACACUCACGGUGUGUCUGUAAACAGGCCUAACCUCUCUCCCUAAAGCGCCAUAAAAAUCAUAUCCACCUUUUUUAGUUUGCCUUGUGCGUAAAAUCCUUGAGUUGGUGCGUAAAAGUUGUGCGUAAUUGUCUUUUUGUUGCAUCCAUCCAUCAGGAGAAGAAGAAGAAGAAGAAGAAGGUGUAAAUUCAAACUCAGAGUUUCUUUCUUUUAUUUUAAUCAAACGAAGCUCUUUAAUCAGAAUCGAUUCCUCGUUAAUAAUCUCUGCACCUUUGCAUUAAUUAUCUCCAAUUAGAGGCGCCGGAUUUGUGACGUCAUGUGCGUCUUAGCCAAUGGGGAAGCCGGCUGUGGUUUGUUUAAAUGUUGGAGAGAGAGACCCUGCAGCUGAAGAGUAAAGCUGAAGAUUGAGGGUCUAUUUUUUAUUUUAUUUUUUUUUAGGAAAAGUUUUGACUCUAAAAUCCCCAGGAGCUGAAAACCCUGAACCCAGAGCUCAGUGAGUAAUUUCCGCCUCAUAAAAGAGGAGCAUUUAUGGGAAUAAAACUCAGAGGAAAAUAUUGAAAUUGUAUUAAUUUAUUGGAAUUAUAUAACUGCCUUAAUAUAAACCGUGUUAAUGAAAGAGACUAUUAAUGAUAAUAGGGGGAAUAAGUGCAAUCUGCAUGUAAUUAUCUUUCUCUUUAUCCAAGGCUGGAAUCAUGAAAAUAGAGCUGAUCUUAAAACGAGUCAUAAAGCUCACAGCACAAGUCUGCAGCGAUUAAAACUCUUAAUGGUUAUAUCCUGCAUCAUUUCAAAGCAAAUGAUAUUGUGACGAAUUACCGCAGAGUUCGAACUGAAAAAAGAGGAAAAAAAGGAGAAAGUUUAUUUAAGAAAUCUGAAAUUAAAAAAAGGACAUUUGUUUAAAUUUGUUGAAUAUUUUGGAAUUUUUUUUGGACCUUAAAAUAAAUUAGAAAUAUGAAUAAAAAUUAAUAAUAAAUUAGGAAUUAGAAAAUGCCUGUUCUUACUGCUACUUUGGAUUUCUGCAAGUGUGUGUGGAUGUGUGUGACUGCAUGCAUGUGCAUUUUUUAAAUAUUGUCAUAUCAUGUGAGAGUUCACACAUCAGGUGUGUGUGAGACAGAGAGAGAGAGAAGGAGAGAGAGAGAGAGAGAGGUUGGUAUUGUUCAGCAGCAGCAGCAGCAGCAGUAACAGCAGAGGAGCAGAGCUUGUUUCUCCUCCGGCUUUGUCCUUGUGGAUUUAAACAAAGCACCUUGACGAGGAACCGUGUCACGGUGGCAGCCUCCUGAACGGCUACUAAACACCUUUAUUUUAAAAAAUCUACACAAAUUCAGACAGUAGAAGAAGAAGAAGACGUAACCUGGUGGGAGAACAAUACCAGUGGGACUGUGCUAACUGGGAUGUAGCCGUCUUAGCUAACCCUCUUCAGAGUGGUGGUGGUGUUGGUGUUCAGGGUUGAAGUGAUGGAGGCCGAGAAUAAUCGGAGCCUCACCCUCUCUCUCUCUCUUUCUUUCUUUUAGUAUCUCUCCAUCUCUCUUUCUGCUCUCAGUUUGAGGGGCUUUGCUCGGUGUUGGCGGUGGUGGGGGCGGAGCCUAACCACAACAGGGCUCUGGGCACACAGAGCAGCUUUAAUUAGAAGGGGCCCUGUGCCAUGUGCCACCACAUGUGAGUGUGUGUGUGUGCUGGAGCAUUGUCUCUCUGCACAUGUGCGGGUGUGUUUGGUGUGUGAUUAGCCGUGUUUUCUCGCACCUUCAGCAGAGUUUGUUGGCGUGUGUUUCCAUGGUUUUGUGUGAGGAGGUUUUUGUCGUACUAAGCGUGUACGUCUCCGUCUUUGCCUCCACUGCUCUAGCAUCAGAUAAUGCAAAUGAAGACAAACCCGUUUCUUCUGUAGUCAAACAACCAGGAUCUUUUAAUUUAAAAAUGCAUUUGGGUCGUCACGGGGGGCGGCGUUUGAAGCCAUCAGCCUCCUAUGGAGAGAAGCUGUGGGUGAGGGCGGAUGCGCCAUAGGAGCGGGCGCUGGGCCGCAGAAGGGAAAGAUGGCGCCACGGCUGGUUUGGACUGGUUGGACAACUUUUGUGCAUUUCUGUUUUUUCCUCUGAUUGUUUUACCGAGGGGAGUUUUUGAUAUGGAGGCAUUACUCGCAAGCCAAUCAGAGCAAUCUCUGCACAGAGGGUGGUUUCUGAUUGGCCGAGUGGUUUCAAGGCGGGGAUGAGGGGCCACUUGGUGACAUCACAAAACGAAGGGUCAGGACAUUUAAGGGCUGCUUUAGGCUGAGCGAGGAAACAAGGCCCCAGGCCGGGAGCGUGGCGCCUUUGUUCAGAGUCCCCGUGAACCGCUCUUGGAUCUGUACUCCGUGUUUCGCUCUUUUUCCACUCACUUCACCUCCUUCUCUGGUCAGUCUGUAUAAUCAAUCACAUCAUGUCAAACUAAAGAGGUGGACUCUGGCUCAGUCAAUAACUUUUUCAUCUGCUUCCAGGUCUGAAGUCGGCCCAUGUCACGCCGCCUGUGGCUUGAGAGGAUGGGUAGCCUUAGGGGUUGGUUGUUAUCUUUGGUUAUCUAGCUGUAUGAGUGAUGUACAUUCUUCAUAAAGCUAGAUAACCGAAAGUAACAAGAAUCCCAUUACACUCCUGAAAAGGCAUCAAGACCCCAAAACGCAACUCCCUCAGAGAAAACACUGAAAACCUCCUUCGAGAUCUGAAGACGCAAAACGGACAAAAAGGAGGAGGCUGGAGCCUGAUGCAGAUGAAGGUAGGAUGUGUUUGAGUGUGUGUGAAGGUGUGACAAUCCAACCAUGAGGGUUUGAGACGCUUCACACAUGACUGUAAGGCUUCGAACACGCUUUGACUCUCAGUCUGUCACCACGUAGACAUGCAGGACGUCAUGAAACAAACAGGACACGGUCGUCCAGAUUCAGCGUUCUGCAGUGAUGGUGCAACAGGAUCACUUUUAAUCUAAUAAGCCCCAUGAUCCUGGUGUGUGUGGCUGCAUGCAGGGGCUUAGCCGUACUAUCACAUGGCUGGGAGUGACAGACUCGCAGAAAAAAGGACCCACGGGUGGACUAAAACAAGUCGCUAUUGGCUAAUCAGUUUGGUAGCCGGUUUACUCAAUGCUCUAUUCACCGAUCCAGAUGCAUGAGUCCCUGCGUCUUUACGAGGACAUGCAAUAAGACAAGAAUGUGCUGCAUACGGGGCGAUGAAUUAUACAUAUGUUCAGACUUGGAUAGUGUGGGUUGAGAGUACUCCCUCCUCAGAGUUAAUCCGGGCGCCAAACUCCCCACCGGCACCUUCGCCGCACACAGACCCAAAUUUAUUUGAGGCCAAUUUUGUUAAGUUGAUUUUUUCCCUCCUUCCCACCUUCUCCUUUACUCCUUUCUCCCUCGUGCAUAAAAGCUGUUUGAUUUGGGGUCCUGGCCGUUGUUUGAUUUGACGUGACAGUUGGCUUGGUUGUGAAUGGGCCGUGGCAAAGCCUCCAUUGCAGGAGGUGCUACCAUGUGGAAAGGCCUGAUGGGAUAUCUCUGAAUGCUGCUGUGUGCGCACAAGGCGAGGCGAAGGGGGGGAGUGGUCGAGGGGCAAUCAAGCAGAAAGUGCCCCCAGUGACGAGAUCCAUGAGCAGGACACGGAGAACAAUCCCAGCCUUCGGGUCCUCUGCAGCGGGCUCACGGUGAGGAGUAAUUGGUCAAUCAGAUCUUCAACCUCCAGGCCUCUGAUGGCUGAUUGAAGGUGUGAUUUCCUUUCUGCCCAUCAAAGCUAGAGGGUCACUCCUGCUGGGAGAGGCCGUGAAGGAUUGUUCUCGAGGUCUCCAGGCUCUGGAGCUCUGAGGCUCCAGUAUAUUCCUGGUGGCGGUUGGCCGUCCCAAACGUCACUCUCAGGUUUGGAGAUAUUCAGAUUGACACGCCGCAAAUCUGAAAAGGCUGAAGUGAGAUUCCUGAAGGCGUGCAUGGCAACCAAAACUCACAAGCCCUGCAGCUGUACAUGCAUGCAUGCCUGCUGCAGUGCAGGUGCAGAGAGUGACAUUUGAGCUAGAAACGAGGAGUGACAGCUAGAGAUGUCCUCUUCUUGGGUGCAAAGUUGUGCACGGUUCCUUCUCUGACACGAUAGAAAGACGACGCACAUGGUUUCUCUGCAGGUGCAAAUUUAAACAUUUUGCACAUGCAAGGCCGGCAGAUUCUCAGUGCUGGAGAGAUAACUCCUCAACCCUUCCUGCUUCCUUUCUGUGUCAGUUACAGUCGUGGGGCUAAAUAGGAAGUGAAGUCUUGGACAGAUUGUGUUUAUACCCUAAGCUGUGCCCUGGGAGACACAUGUCAUAGUGCAAACGCUUUGUGCUAGCUCUGUGUGCGGCACAGUUAUAUCGCUAACACUCCACACAGGGGACCCGACGGAGAGACCGUCUUAGCUUCUGCCUGCCUGGAAGUGGCACAGAGAUGGGUGAGCUCCCCAAAAACCACCUUAGGGCUUUUUCUCUCUCUCUUUUCCUGUGUCCCAUGGCAGGGUCUGAAAUAGAGAGAGAGAGAGAGGGUAGAAGAGGAGGAGGAGGAGGAGGGUGGUGGGUUUGUCUUUGCUCUCAUGCACUAGGCAAGCAGAUUUAGACUCCAAGUGUCAAAUAGAAAAACAGCCAUUGUGGCCGAGUCCUGCUGGCCCCCCCACCAGUAGACUUUACAGUCAAUAGAGCUAGUCCACUUGUCACUGAGGGACAAAGCACCCCUUUGCCUCCCUUUCACCCCCGCCGGGUCCGAGCAGCCAGACAGUUUUCUGAAUAAGACCCAGUGAUUCCUGCCCCCUUUUCUCUGCCUCUCUUUCUCCGCUCGGGACACACCAACAGGGUCUGGAAAAUGGCUUCGCUGUUGGCCUGGAGCACAAGGCCAGACCUGUUAUUUUCUACGACAGCGCCGCGUUCCCUCCAAAUGAAUGUGUCUUGCAGAAGUCAAUGGGCCUCCGCAGACAAAGGAGAUUAAGUUUGGCAACUUAGCGGUAACAGGUGUACCGUGGUCGGACCACACGGGGGGCGGCUGCUGCUGUCUGACCCGCUCGCUCCGUUUGGUUUCGAGUCGUCGGAGAUAAAGAUGAAAUUUGUUUAGUGUGCUGAGACGACAAGAUUCCCUCAGACCUUGUCAACUCAGAAGUUGUAGAGGAGACUUUGUGUGGCCCGGCUGUCGAACACCGGCCUCUUAUCAUCUUCGCUGCGUUUGAAAGCGCAGCUCAGUAUUUGCAACAUUUCUCCGCUGAUUUGCCAAGUUUUCUCCAAAGGGAAUCUGCGGAUAUCUUUAGAUCUGGAGCUGUGCUCACCCAAGGGAGCGAGUUAAGGGUAAACAAUGCGGGCACAGAGAGGAAGAAAGAAAUAUCAGAGGGAGUGCAGCACGGCGCCGAGGCAUGAAUACAUUUUCGCAUUUAGAGCCGAGACAGUGAUGUUUUAAGAGGGGAAGUAUCUUUCAAAGAGGAUGAGUGAAGCCUUUUUUUUGUCCUAUGUGUAGCCUCAGUAUUUCCAACCCGGGUAAAUCGAGCCAUUCAGCAGCAGAAUAAACAGAGACACUUUCAGAGCCGGAGCGAAAUACUGCGUGCAUUUGUUUGUUUCAGUGGUUAAUAAAGCUUUUACCGAGAGCUCGGCCCUCAGAAAAAAAAAAAAAAACAUUCUGCUGAAAUGACUUGGCAAAGCAUCCGAUGGAGGGUCUGUUCAGACUGAAGCUGCUCCCGCUGCCAUUGUCUAGCUCUCUCUCUCACACACCUACGAGUCCAGAGUGAGCACACAAUUUCAUUGUUGCGUGAGCUGUUAAUAUCAGAGGCUUCACAAUAGAGCCCAUUCGACAUAUUUGCAUAAGGCACUUUUCCAACAAGGACCCGGAGAGGGCUUGAAAGCUGGCCCACUCCAGUGCCAAUGGCAAAAAAAUGUCAAGUGCCAAUUAGGAGAGGUUUGCCACCAUUCAGCGGUACCCCACCCCUGUCGGCCUUCCCCUCCCUGCUUACCCACCCCAACUCUCUCACACUCCAAGUCACCCCUGUUUUUACCACCUUAUUCCAUUUUCACUCAUAGUCUUCCCCUACUGACACCCAGAGACAAAAGCUGGCUCCCUCCUCGGCCGGCUAAUGGAGGAUCCUUUCUGCCGCGCUCCGAGUAUUAUCAGAAUCAGACAGCGCGCUCUGUUCACCGAUUAGUCAGCUUUCUUUGUUGAUUUCUUUGAAUAGAAGGGUUCACGAACCACGCGGCUUAACCUGAGAGAUACAGACUCCACCUGCCAGAGAAUAUUGAACUUAGCACGCCGGUUACAUUGUGCUGCUCGCAGGUUUGCACAGGCAGGUGUGGGGAGGAUUUCGGUGCUGGUUUUAAGGCUUUUAAAUCUAACCUCUUUCUUCUCAGGCCGCUGUGUGUUACUGCUAAUAACAUUUAGCCCCUUAAUGAUCGCUUUAAGCUAGUCCUGCUUAUUAUUUUUGCACUGAUGCACGCACAAAAACAGAGCAUCCUAUUAUGAAGCUUUGAGUCAGCUGUUAGGGCUCAAAAGGAAACGCACAACAACAGAGCAGCCAGCUUUGCCAGAGCUACGUCACAUUCAAGCUAGCUUAACUUGUGUCAACAGAGCUGAGCAGCGGCUCAAAACGUGGUUUUAUUCCCACUAAUGCCGAACCGCAGCUGUCACAUGCAGGGUAGGUGUUGGUGGCGGGAAUGCAGAGCAUCACCGGUGUCCUUGAAUUUUUACGUAGCGUGGUGUUUACAUGAGCUACAGAAGGCUCAGACAUCAAACAGAAACACACACAAAAAAACAACAACCCGCUUUCCCGUAAAAAUGACAAGGGUGCGGCAAAUUAGAGGCAAAAAAAUGAAGUGGUAGGCACAAUAAAAGAAGGUAAUCGUGUUUGUCCAAUUGGGCUAGCGUUGUUUUCCACAGAGCGUUUACCUAACUUACCGCCUCCUGCCACUCAGAAGGAUUUCUCUCUUGUCCCCUUUUUCUCUUUCAUUCUUUCAUUCAAUCUCUGUGUCGAGUUUUUUUUUCUUUCCCACCCUUGAUUCUCAGAUGGUUGGAUCUGAUUUGCAUGCAUUUGCAUAAUGAAAGUCAUUUGCAUGCUCAGGGGCAGACUGUACCAUGAGAACAGACAUGAAAAGGUGUGUGUGUGUGUGUGUGUGUGUGUCGUAUGUAUCCGUGAACUAUACAUGUGCGUUUUGAUGGAUAAAGCACGCUCUAAAAAAUGUCCCUCUUGCCCUCUGAUUUUUCCCAUCCCUGUUUUCUGUGCAGGCGGACCGGCAGCACCUCGUCACUGAAGGAAAGCUGGCAAAAGGAGACUGAAAAACAGAGAAGAAGGAGGAGGAGGAGGGGUUGCUGUUGAUUCUGCCCUCCCUCUCUCCUCGCCCUCCUCUGCAUCGCCUCUUCCCUCCUCCUCCUCCUCCUCCUCCUCCCUUCCUCCUCCGCUCCAUCCUCAGCAGACUGCCCCUUUUUCCUGUACAACGAGACGCAGCCCGCGCCACCAUCUUAGAGCAACACUGGCAUGAAAUGGAAGUGGAAGGACCAGCCAGUGCAGGUAACUCCAAACCCACCGCGCCCGCCAUGUUGCAUCCCUACGUCGGCGCCACCCCAGACCCCUCUUCCCCCUCCCCAUGCCCUCGUCUCUUUCCCUGGCAAACUAUCGCCCCGGUUUUAAUCACCUCGGAUAUUUUUGUUAAUUGCAUCCUUCACACGGAUGGGCGGAGGGGAGGGCGAGCUGAUGUGGGCGGAGCGUGUGUUGUAUGUGUGUUCACAUUAAAUCACUCUUGCUCUCAAUGCCUCUCUCAGGAGGCUUUCAGCGGGCAUCUGUCCUCCGCAGCGCCAUGUUUUCUUUACCGUUUGGGAAUUCUCGUGCCAUCCUCACACGCGUGUGCCCCGACAUGGCGGCGACGGCGGAGACACGAUGCGAACCGUGCGUCAUAGACAAUAUAGAGUCCCACAAUACAGUCCCAAACUUACAGACGUGAAUCAGUGAGGUGAGGUGAUUUAGCUCGCCGUAUUUUUGCAUGAACAGAGCGAAAAGUGACGGAUUCAUGCCGAAAAUCUCUUCCUCAAACAAGGUCAAAAGAAAUGUCAAGAAGGACUCAUCUGUAGAGAGGACACUGAUGAUAUCCCUGAGCCACUAUUCACACUCUCCGACAGCGAAUAUUGUGGCGUGGAACAAAACCGCACAAAGCGGCGGACUGAUAAUGGAGAGGAGCUGGUGGAGAAGCGAGAAAGUGGAAACCUUCAUGGACAGAGUCUGGAAAGCUCUGGAAAGCCUCUCUUUGUGCGAGCGGCCGGUGUUGGAGGGCCGUCGGUGCUCAGACAAGUCGAGUAUUGUUCUCCCCGAGCGAGCUCGUUAUGCAGCGCGGCAUUAUUCCGGGCGAGGAGCUCCCAACUUUGAAAACCGCUUAAACCAAAACACCAAUUAGCAUCGGCUGGGCUUGAUUAAGCAAGGCAUCGGGUAAACAAUGCACGCCAUUGUCCACGCAACAGAGAGCCCUCCCUUUGUUUGUAGUGGUGUGGAGGUCAGACAGAAAGGAACGGUGCUGCUGACGCAAACUUACAGUCAAGUCCAUCAUGCUAUGCUAGCGGAGAGGGGCUGACGGUUCACGGUUCGAUCAAAGACCCGUUUCCAAUAUUUACACACACUUUGCUGUAAGUGGCGCCGGUUUCAGAAGGAGGUCAUGCCAAGCGCUCUCUCUGUUGAUAUUUUUGCUGUCGAAGCGGAGGCGUCGCUUGGCUUUCCUGAGAAGUGCGGCGGCGGUAACUGUGUCAAACCCAAAGCGCACUAAUCACGGAAAGGCCUCCAUAAACAGGUGGUAGAUUGAGCCGAAAAGGGGGCCGGGGCCGAUCUCAAUUUACUGUGUAAAUUAUGCAGAGCCCAAAACAAUGCUCACAGUAGACAGUGGAGUGGCUGGCGUUGGCUAAUGAGAUGAUGAGAAGCCUGGGAGGGCCGCGGUGAGGGGGUGGGCACGGCCAGCAGCUUGUGUCUGGAUGUGUGUGAGAGAGAGGGUCUAGAGGAGCUCUGGGCAGAGGGGAGCAGACACCAUCCCGUCUCUUGCCCAGACUGAGAGCUGCAGAGGGAGGGGAGCAGGCAGGCAGCUGGGGCACCCUGCCCCCAUCACUCCUGCAAGAGCACCAGCCUUGGGAACCUCUAUGGCAGGGGUCCCUGCAACACUGGCACGUAAGGGGCCCCCCAAAAAGUCUGGCUGCAACCCCCACAUCACCACCGCCUCCCUCUUGUCUCCCCAUCCACCCCUCCCACCCUAAUGUGAGGCUGGGGGCCUGGGAAGGACUUCAAGUUCACGGCCAGACCUCCUAUUGAGCUGACAGCCUGACUGUUUGCUCAAUUCGGCUCCCUAUUCAGAGCCGUCCUGGAGGAGGGGGGUGUGCAGAGAGGGCUGACGGGGAGGGAGGGGGACACGGUGGCACUGUGAUAGCUAUUCAUUCAGCGGAGUACAGAGCGAGAGGGGGAGAGAGUGAAGAGGGACGGGGGUGCAUAAAUAAAAAGUGAGGAAUCCCGGCUCAAAGUUUGCUUUGAGCGGUGUGCGCCUCUCUCACACCCUUUUACUCUCUUAAUUACCGGCGCCUUCCACUUUUCUCCCCCCUUUUCUCCAACUACACCCCAUCCACCCUCCUCCCCUCUUCUCCAUCCUCACCCAUCACACACUCAAACUCCUCACACACACACACAAACUCACCAUCAUUCUCAUCAUCCCCUCUAUCCCCUGGUUUUAUUGGGCCACAUGCUGGGGCUGUAAAUUUACUAUUAACAAGCUUAUUCACUGCAGUCCUCUCAACAAAACACGACCACGAUGCCAAUAACUCAACGCGACACCAAUACCCCAAACUGCCUUUCUGCUCCACUACCCUCACUCCCUCCUUCCUCGUCUCCUCACCUCUUCCUUCCUAAACGUCGUGGCGUACUGCUAAGCGCCAACUUUAACCCCCAAUUUUCGCUGCAUCCAGAACGGCUGCAGUUUUUGCCAAUUCCUACGGGAUCUGUUGGUGAAGCGAAUUUCAUUGCAGAUUACGGAUAAUCUUGAGAACUCACAAGAACCUGCAGAUUCACGUUCAAUCACACGAUAACGAGUCGUCUCUCUAAAGACAGACACAUAGACAUAUAAGCAGUAGAUUGUGUCCUUCCAGAGGAGGAAAUCUACUUCUAGACUUCUAGAAUCAGCAUCUCCUCAUCCAUGGUGUCAUCGGGGUGAAAUGACGUCUAAAAACCUUUCACUUGUUCGUCUCCGCCCGUUUGCAUGGUGUGACUUUGAAAAGAAGCCGGAUGUUUUAUUUUGUGUCUGUGCCCGACUUCCUUUCCAGCACGGGUUAAUCUGUGCUGAAUUUAUCCGCCAUGCUCCGGCGUCCGGCGAACGGAAAGAAGUCGGUGUAAAUUGACACGUUAACUUGAAUGGUUACGAUCAGCUACGAUCGGAGGAUACGACCUUUUAGGAGACGAUCAGGAUGAAGGUGGAGAUCGGGGGUAACACAUUUUAAGUUGCGGUUGUUGGUUUCUGCGGCUAAACCUGCACGCCUGCAUCAUGGGCUCUUUCCGCACCCGCUGACCUGCUGUAAUAUUUUAAGUUGCUUGUCUGAGCUGCUGGAAAAUGUAACAGAAAAAAACAUAGAUUGCCCUCUGAAGUCCACCUCAGCCUAGCUUAGGGCGUGUCACAUGCUUCCUCUUUGUAUUAGCGGCUCGUAGCGUACCAGGCGCCCGCUAAGGCCUUUCAACUUCAGCCUCAAUCCCUCAUCAGCUGCUGCCAGAUUUAGGGCACGAGAGAGCCGCCCCUGCAGGCUCCUUUUUCUAAAAAAGAUCGUCAUUCACUCUCUGCCGUCGUCAAUAAUUGUUUUGACAUUCACAUGAUUGUGUGUUUUUGCUUCCUUAAAGGUAUAAAGCUGUAUCUUAAGGUCAGAUCUCCUUUAUUUUGCAGGUGUUGGUGCACAGAGGUCCCAAACCCACAAACAGAGGGGGACAGCAGGGAUCCUCGUUCUGCAGUCUGGACUCCAGAGCCGCUGGGGCUCCUGUCUGCACACGACUCCUGCUGCAACAUUUGGAAAUCUCUGCACAGUUUGCACCUCCAACACGCUGCUGCGUGAUGCAUUAUCCGACCUACAUGACCAUGAAGAGCUGAGAGAGCGUCAUGGAGGACUCUGACUUUGGGGGGGUGGUGCUGAGGAGAGGAGAUGUGGACGAACUCCUCCUAAAAUGUGACUGUGACUCAUUUUUGAAGGUGUCGGUGUUGUGAAGAUUUUUACUCUCAAAUAUCAACAUGAAAAACAUUUUUACUCCUAAAAGAUCAAAAAUAUGAGUUUUACAAGAGCUGGGCAAACAUGACUGUGACUGAUUCAGACAAACGUCCUCGUUCUUGACGGUGUUAUAUUGAAUUUUAUCACUUUACAAAAGUUUUGGACUUAAAAGAUCUUAAAAAUGUUUAGAAGAGCUCCAUGAAGGACUGAGAGAGUUAAAACAGAAGAGGAUGAGGAUGAACUCCUCUGAAACUCUGACUCAGUUUUGAGGGCGGAGCAGUUUGGACAUUUUCACUCAUAAUUAUGUGGACAUAAAAUCAUCUAAAAAUGUUUUAAAAGUCCGACAUUAGCUGAGCAAACUUCAUGACAAAGCAGGCUGUGUUUAUUAUUCUUAUUCUUUGGGGAGUGGAGUUGAAUUUUGUUUUUUUUUUUUCCUGUUUAAAAUUUUAUUUAGACUUAAAAUCUUUUUAAAAAAUGUCUCAAAGUGUUACAAAAGCUGAGCACACGUCGUAGAUAUUGACAGACUUAUCCAGAACAGCGAUUUUAAUCAUUUUUAAAGUGUAGCGUCAAAUUUUUUUACAGUUUUUUACACUUUUAUAUGAACUUUUAUGUAGAUUUAAAGUUUACACGACUUCAGACAAAGACGUGUGGACAAAUUGUACAGAAAUAUGACUCCUGUUUUUAUAUUUUUGAAGUUUUUUCUUCAUUUUUAUGAUUUUAUUUUAUGUUUUCAUUUAUAAUCAACAAUAUAGACAAAGAAGGGAUAAGUGACACUAACAUGUAGGUGAUAUUGAAGAGUCGUAGCCCCCGUUUAGUUUGAUUUCUCUUCGGUUAUAGUUGCCAGGACUCAAAGACGCGUGAAUGUGAGACCCACGGCAGCAGUGAAUAAAACUGCACUGCGAUUGGACGGCUCCGUGUGUCGGCUGACACAAUGGCGAAGGAGUGAGCUGUCGUCUUUAUACUCUAUGCAACUGUCUUUUUUUAUCCUUCUUUAUUUUCGUUUAAAUCCCUGAUGGGUGGGGUUCCUUUUUAUCUUCAUCCUCUGAGUUUUUAUUUUUGGGCUACCAGUUUAUAAACGUCCCUUUAAACACGGACGAGAGCGACGACCAACACCAACACGAACACGAAGAAGAAGAAGAAGAAGCAGCAGGCGACACUCCCGUCGCUCCUACACUGACACAGAAAUGACACUCAGAGUGUGUGUGUGUCCGAGUGUGUGUGUCCGAGUGUGUCGCUCGGUCUCACAAACACACAAAAUACCGGUGUGUGUUCGAUCGAAUCCUUCCCAGCAGGCUUUGCAGCUCAGUUACCUGCUCCUUUUGGGUGAGACAUGACAAAUACAUUGGCUUCAAACACUGCCUUAAUUUCCUGUCCUUGACAUUACAGCACACACACACACACACACACACACACACACACACACACACACUCUCUCAAAUGCAAUAAAGCCAGCACUAUCACAGCUAAUUCAUUCUAUAUUAAUUUUCGGGAAGUGGCAAAUUUUUUUUAUUACGAUUGAUAAUCUAUGCAAAUCUUUUAAAUAUGACUUUAAACAAUCUAUGCAGAGCUUUUUGCAAUUGAUUCAAGGAAGACUAUCUUGGCCUAAUUUAGAAAAUGUAUUCUUUUGAUAAUCACGCACAUCCCAGCGCUCCAGACAAUUACUUAUCUGCCUGGAUAAGCUUGAAAUGAUGUUUUUAAUCUUUGGCUGAGAAAAAAAAAAAAAGAGGGUUCUGCCUUCUGAUAUCAUGAAAAGCCUGAAUCGAGGUCUAAAAUAAUUAAACGGGUUGCACUAAAUCUCACAUCAAACACAUCUGUUCACGGCUUGUUUUAUAUAUAUGAUGAUAUUUGUGUUAUGCAAUCUCUGACUGCCCUGGAUGAGGGGUGACCACAUGUGCCUUUGUAUGCUAAACUGUUGGAAUAUGAAUAAAAGUUUACAUGGAAAACAACGCAAA